GGAUGGGAAAGCUUUAAUUGGACUUCCUUACGUCACACCUUAGCGACACAGCUUUCAGCAAAAACAUGGCAUCCUACUGUAUGACAGUUUCUCGGCUCCGGCUUUCGCUAGGAGAUGGGGCCAGACGAUUGCAUGUCACAGCAGCCCUCAGCGCCAAGGCCAAGGUGGCCAUGAGUCGAUUCGAGCCUGGCUCCAGCAUCAACUAUGAGAAACUGCUUACGAAUAUCAGUAUUGUGAGGAAGAGGCUUAACCGUCCCCUCACCCUGUCUGAGAAGAUCGUGUACGGGCACCUGGACGACCCGCACGGGCAGGACAUAGACAGGGGUCGCACGUACCUGCGGCUGCGGCCGGACCGGGUGGCAAUGCAGGAUGCCACGGCACAGAUGGCCAUGCUCCAGUUCAUCAGCAGCGGCCUGGCGACGGUGGCAGUGCCCUCCACCAUCCACUGCGACCACCUGAUCGAGGCCCAGACCGGCGGGGCUCAGGACCUGCAGAGAGCCAAGGAUCUGAACGAAGAGGUGUAUAACUUCCUGGCAACAGCUGGAUCCAAAUAUGGAGUGGGCUUCUGGAAACCAGGGUCUGGAAUCAUUCACCAGAUCAUUCUUGAAAACUACGCUUACCCAGGGGUCCUGCUGAUCGGCACGGAUUCCCACACGCCCAACGGCGGCGGCCUGGGUUCCAUCUGUAUCGGAGUUGGUGGAGCGGACGCCGUUGAUGUCAUGGCGGGCAUCCCGUGGGAACUCAAAUGUCCUAACGUGAUUGGGGUGAAGUUGACUGGUUCGCUCUCUGGCUGGACCUCGCCUAAGGACGUCAUCCUGAAGGUGGCAGGUAUCCUGACGGUGAAAGGCGGCACGGGAGCCAUCGUGGAGUACUACGGCCCCGGUGUGGACUCCAUCUCCUGUACCGGUAUGGCCACCAUAUGCAACAUGGGAGCCGAAAUUGGAGCCACAACCUCGGUGUUCCCCUACAACCACCGCAUGAAGACCUACAUGGACAAGACCGGCCGUGGAGAGAUUGCCCAGCUAGCUGAUGAGUAUAAGGAUUGCCUCGUCCCAGACCCCGGUUGCGACUACGACCAAGUGAUUGAGAUCAAUCUCAGUGAACUGAAGCCGCACAUCAAUGGCCCCUUCACCCCAGACCUGUGCCACCCCGUGUCUGACAUCGGAGCAGUUGCUAUAAAGAGCGGCUGGCCCCUGGAAGUUAAAGUAGGUCUGAUCGGCAGCUGUACUAACUCCAGUUAUGAGGACAUGGGUCGUGCCGCAUCGUUGGCCAAGCAAGCCCUGGACCGCGGGCUGAAGUGCAAGGCCCAGUUCACCGUCACGCCCGGCUCCGAGCAGAUCCGCGCCACCAUCGAAAGAGACGGCUUUGCCAAGAUCCUGAGAGAUGUCGGUGGGGUGGUGCUCGCUAAUGCUUGUGGACCCUGCAUUGGACAGUGGGACAGGAAGGACGUAAAGAUGGGAGAAAAGAACACCAUCGUCACCUCCUACAACAGGAACUUCACGGGCCGGAACGACGCCAAUCCUGCCACCCACGCUUUUGUCACCUCACCCGAGAUUGUCACAGCCAUGGCUAUAGCUGGCACGCUGAACUUCGACCCCGAGAAGGACUUUCUCACCGCGUCCAACGGCGAGAAGUUCCAGCUGGUCCCUCCCACCGGCGACGAGCUGCCCUCUCGCGACUUCGACCCGGGACAGGACACCUACCAGCACCCCCCGGCCGACGGCAGCGGCGUGGCCGUGGACGUGAACCCCGCCAGCAACCGCCUGCAGCUGCUGGAGCCCUUCGACAAGUGGAGUGGAACGGACCUGGAGAACAUGGCCGUCCUCAUCAAGGUGAAAGGCAAGUGCACUACUGACCACAUCAGUGCCGCCGGCCCCUGGCUCAAGUUCCGCGGUCACCUGGACAACAUCUCCAACAACAUGCUGAUCGGCGCUGUCAACAGUGAGAACGACGGCAUCAACAAAGUCAAGAACGCCCUGACCGGGGAGUACGGAGGGGUCCCCGACGUGGCCCGCCAUUACAAGGCUAACGGGCUGUCGUGGGUGGUGGUGGGUGAUGAGAACUACGGAGAGGGCUCCAGCAGGGAGCAUGCAGCCCUGGAGCCUCGCCACCUGGGGGGCUUGGCCAUCAUCGUCAAGAGCUUCGCCAGGAUCCACGAGACCAACUUGAAGAAACAGGGACUGCUGCCGCUCACCUUCGCUGACCCGUCCGACUAUGACAAGAUCCGUCCCGACGACAAGAUUUCCAUCAGGGGCCUCUCGUCCUUUGCCCCUGGGAAGCCCCUGACCGCGGUGAUCACGCACGGCGACGGCAGCCAGGACACCAUCCAGCUGAACCAGUCCUUCAACGAGACGCAGAUCGAGUGGUUCAAGGCUGGCAGCGCCCUCAACAGGAUGAAGGAGAUCCAGCAGUGAGGAGGAGGGGCCUCAGGGAUGAGAGGGCGGGGCCUCAGGGAUGAGAGGCGGGGCUAGUGUACACCGAAGGAGAAGGGGGCAGGGGGGGGGUUGCACAAAAAGGGGAGAAAGCAGGCACACACCAAAAACAAAAAAGGUUUUUAAUCAUUUGUCCCCGUUCCCCAGACCCAGAUACUUACCACACAUCCACCCACCACUGCCGCUCACUGAUUGCUGCUGCCACGGGCACAAACACGCACACACACAUCAGGUCGCUGUACGAAUGGAACGUGCACACCUCCCACUCACACACACACACACACAGACAGGUUGACUUAGACAUAGCCACCUGGAAGUGUAGAAUUUAAAAUCUUAUCCGGGAGCCCUAAAA
Molecule: messenger RNA, 2784 nt
Organism: Clupea harengus (Atlantic herring)
Lineage: Eukaryota; Metazoa; Chordata; Actinopteri; Clupeiformes; Clupeidae
Product: aconitate hydratase, mitochondrial-like
Biological process (GO): tricarboxylic acid cycle
Cellular component (GO): mitochondrion; cytosol
Molecular function (GO): 4 iron, 4 sulfur cluster binding; aconitate hydratase activity
Source: RefSeq, a predicted model, not a curated record